Gastrolobium bilobum is the source of this 2351-nucleotide messenger RNA. Its product is annotated as heat shock cognate protein 80-like. Bases 69 to 2168 code for a protein of 699 amino acids. The transcript is spliced from 3 exons. Gene Ontology annotation, molecular function: ATP-dependent protein folding chaperone; ATP binding; ATP hydrolysis activity. Gene Ontology annotation, biological process: protein stabilization; protein folding; cellular response to heat. The record is from RefSeq and is a predicted model, not a curated record. Gene Ontology annotation, cellular component: cytosol; protein-containing complex; plasma membrane. NCBI's taxonomy places the organism in Eukaryota, Viridiplantae, Streptophyta, Magnoliopsida, Fabales, Fabaceae.
UUUCACUUCUUCUCUGCAACUCUCCCUCUCUUCCGAAACCCUAACUAACUUGAAGAAGUAGAUCGGAAAUGGAGACUGAGACGUUCGCUUUUCAGGCUGAGAUCAACCAGCUCCUCAGUCUCAUCAUCAACACUUUCUACAGCAACAAGGAGAUUUUUCUUCGUGAGCUCAUUAGCAAUGCCUCUGAUGCUUUGGACAAGAUCCGAUUCGAGAGCCUGACAGACAAGAGCAAGCUCGAUGGUCAGCCAGAGCUCUUCAUUCACAUUGUACCGGACAAGACAAACAACACACUGUCUAUCAUUGACAGUGGUAUUGGCAUGACGAAAGCUGAUUUGGUGAACAACCUAGGUACUAUUGCAAGGUCUGGGACCAAGGAAUUCAUGGAAGCCUUGGCUGCGGGUGCUGAUGUGAGCAUGAUAGGACAGUUCGGUGUUGGGUUCUACUCGGCUUAUCUUGUAGCUGAGAAGGUUAUUGUUACCACAAAGCACAAUGAUGACGAGCAGUAUGUCUGGGAGUCCCAAGCUGGCGGGUCAUUCACUGUGACAAGGGAUACAUCUGGUGAGAAUCUUGGCAGGGGAACUAAGAUAACUUUGCUCCUUAAGGAAGAUCAGCUUGAGUAUCUUGAAGAACGCAGAUUGAAGGACUUGAUAAAGAAGCAUUCUGAAUUUAUCAGCUAUCCAAUUUCUCUUUGGAUUGAGAAGACUACUGAGAAGGAGAUUUCAGAUGAUGAGGAUGAGGAAGAGAAGAAGGAAGAGGAGGGUAAGGUUGAGGAGGUGGAUGAAGAUAAGGAGAAGGAGGAGAAGAAAAAGAAAAAGAUUAAGGAAGUGUCUCAUGAGUGGUCGUUGGUGAACAAGCAAAAGCCUAUUUGGAUGAGGAAGCCUGAAGAGAUAACAAAAGAAGAAUAUUCUGCUUUCUAUAAGAGUCUUACCAAUGAUUGGGAAGAGCAUUUGGCUGUUAAACACUUCUCUGUGGAGGGUCAGCUGGAGUUUAAGGCUAUCCUCUUUGUACCCAAGAGGGCACCUUUUGAUCUCUUUGACACAAGGAAGAAGCCUAACAACAUCAAAUUGUAUGUCCGUCGUGUCUUUAUCAUGGACAAUUGUGAGGAGUUGAUGCCUGAAUAUCUUAGCUUUGUGAAGGGUAUUGUGGAUUCUGAGGAUCUUCCACUCAACAUUUCUAGAGAAAUGCUGCAGCAGAACAAGAUCCUGAAGGUCAUCCGGAAGAACUUGGUCAAGAAAUGUGUUGAGCUUUUUUUUGAAAUUGCUGAGAACAAGGAGGAUUAUAAUAAGUUCUAUGAGGCCUUCUCUAAGAACCUGAAACUAGGUAUUCAUGAGGAUUCUCAGAACAAGACAAAGCUAGCUGAUUUGCUCAGGUACCACUCCACUAAGAGUGGUGAUGAGAUGACUAGCCUCAAGGACUACGUUACCAGGAUGAAGGAAGGACAGAGUGACAUCUACUACAUUACUGGUGAAAGCAAGAAAGCCGUUGAGAAUUCCCCCUUCCUGGAGAAGCUUAAGAAGAAGGGGUAUGAGGUGCUCUUUAUGGUUGAUGCUAUUGAUGAAUAUGCCAUUGGUCAGCUUAAGGAAUUUGAGGGAAAGAAGUUGGUCUCUGCUACCAAGGAAGGCCUGAAACUUGAUGAGAGUGAAGACGAAAAGAAAAAGAAAGAAGAACUGAAGGAGAAAUUCGAUGGUCUAUGCAAGGUGAUCAAGGAUGUCUUGGGUGACAGGGUUGAGAAAGUUGUGGUGUCUGACCGUGUCGUUGAUUCUCCUUGCUGUCUGGUGACUGGUGAAUAUGGAUGGACAGCCAAUAUGGAAAGGAUUAUGAAAGCACAGGCAUUAAGGGACAGCAGUAUGGCGGGUUACAUGUCAAGCAAGAAGACGAUGGAGAUUAACCCUGAGAAUCCCAUCAUGGAGGAGCUGAGGAAGCGAGCAGAUACUGACAGGAAUGACAAAUCUGUGAAGGAUCUUGUUCUCUUGCUCUUUGAGACUGCUCUCCUGACAUCUGGGUUCAGCCUUGAUGAUCCCAACACUUUCGGUAACAGGAUUCACAGGAUGCUGAAGCUUGGACUGAGCAUUGAUGAGGAUGCUGCUGAUGCAGAUGCUGACAUGAUGCCCCCUCUGGAGGAAGCCGACGCCGAUGCUGAGGGCAGCAAAAUGGAAGAAGUCGAUUAAUUCUCUGAUAUAUCUGAUCUGCCUUUUGGAAAGUAAGAUUGCGGAGCAGUCUAUUUACCUGUUUGUCUUUUUAAUUUUGGAAUCUUAACAAAUUAGGUGCAAUUUCCUGGAUUUAGUGUAUUUAGUUACUUAUGGUAAUUUUUUGUGCCAGUUUUUGACUUUUUAAUUCGUACUUCGUCUGAA